Parastagonospora nodorum SN15 is the source of this 421-nucleotide messenger RNA. RefSeq lists its product as hypothetical. NCBI's taxonomy places the organism in Eukaryota, Fungi, Ascomycota, Dothideomycetes, Pleosporales, Phaeosphaeriaceae. The coding region runs from base 1 to 219 and encodes 72 amino acids. The record is from RefSeq and is a predicted model, not a curated record. The transcript has 2 exons.
AUGUCCGUCUUCGCCAUCGUCAUUCUCUCCGUCAUCGGCUCGCUGUUCAAAUCCAGCUCCAACCUCGUCAUGGGCUCCGAAGAAGACCCUGAGGACGGCGGCGCAGUCGCGGGUGCUGUGUUUGGCGCGGUGUUCAUUUACAUUGGAUUCUUCGUGUUCUGCGGGUUCCAGGCGCUUUUGCACUACAGAGAGAGCCGGAGGGGCGCGAUUAGCAUAUAAGAUGCUAUUGGGAAGAGGAGGAAGAAUAGCUGUGGUGGUGAGAGCUUGUAUUGUAUAGGGAGGGAGGAGGACCUGGGGAAGGGACUGAGUAUGGGAUGUUAGAUUCGAUCAAAAAGGCGUUUUCGCGACGGUGUUGGGAUAUAUAGAGAUCUGAUUGCACGCAGGUCUUGUUAUGCGACCUGUUUAUCUUUGACAUAAGAUC